This is a messenger RNA of Cynoglossus semilaevis (tongue sole), 4062 nucleotides long. It is a transcript of the gene pou3f1, whose product is annotated as POU class 3 homeobox 1. Gene Ontology annotation, biological process: brain development; regulation of transcription by RNA polymerase II. Gene Ontology annotation, molecular function: DNA-binding transcription factor activity, RNA polymerase II-specific; RNA polymerase II cis-regulatory region sequence-specific DNA binding. The record is from RefSeq and is a predicted model, not a curated record. Gene Ontology annotation, cellular component: nucleus. The coding region runs from base 332 to 1639 and encodes 435 amino acids. The transcript is spliced from 2 exons. Lineage: Eukaryota; Metazoa; Chordata; Actinopteri; Pleuronectiformes; Cynoglossidae.
GUGUGUGUGUGUGUGUUGGCUGUGGUGGUGUUUUGUAGGAGGGGGGUUUCAAAUCCAUCUCCAUACUCCCCCACGUGGAUAUUUGCAAAACAACCAUCAGACUCAGGUGGAUGUGAUCAAACAGCGGUUCAAACACACACAGACGGCGGUCGGUGGUCGGUGGUCGGUGACGGUCGGUGUUGAUGAGAGGCUGCAGUUUAAAGACUGACGGCAACAUUUAAUAAAUACAACUUAUGGGGGUUUUUUUUGUUUGUUUGUUUGUUUGUUUUAAAUUCUGUAACAUAUGUAAAAAAAAAAAAUAUCCGAGCUCUGUUCAUGUCCUGUGUGAAAAAUGCGCUGCGCCCCUGCGCCUAUUGAACGCGUCCCCACGGGCUCGGAUCGGAGAGGAGCCAAUACAAGCCGAGGGGAGGCGUGUCCUCGCUCUUCCCCAAGACCUCCCAGAGCAGGUUGUUGCGCUUCAGCUCUAAAGCCUGAAGACCUCCGAAGUGCUCGACAGUUUGAAGUCGGAGCCAUGGCGACAACAGCUCAGUAUAUUCCGAGGAAUAACUCCUUACCGUCCAACCCGCUCAUGCAUCCGGACUCGGACCGGAUGCACCAGGGGACGACCUACAGAGAGGUGCAGAAAAUGAUGCACCACGAGUACUUGCAGGGGCUCGCGGCCACCAACACGGGACACCCGAUGAGCCUGACGCACCACCAGUGGCUGCCCACGUCCAACACCGACUGGUCCAGCGGCACCCACAUCGGGCAGCAGGAGCACAAGCCCAGCGUGCAGGCGAGCCGCGAGGACCUGAGCAGCGGCUUCCACCACAGGUCUCACCUGGUGCACCAGCAGACGCAGAGCGCGCACCACGGCUCCGGGGCUCCCGCCACGACGCACCACUUGUCCCCGCUGUCGCCCGCCUCCAACGGCCACCAGUCCCUGGUGUACUCGCAGCCCGGCUACACAAACCUGAACGCGAUGCUGAGCCCCCAGCCCGGCGCCCUGCACCACGGCAUGAGGGACCCCCUCCACGAUGACUCGGGCAGCCACGACAACCAAAUGGAGUCCCCCCAGCAGGCGUUCAGCCACCACCAGGACCACUCCGACGAGGACGCGCCCUCCUCCGACGACCUGGAGCAGUUCGCCAAGCAGUUCAAGCAGCGGCGGAUCAAACUGGGCUUUACGCAGGCGGACGUGGGCUUGGCCUUGGGCACCCUGUACGGAAACGUCUUUUCUCAGACCACCAUCUGCCGCUUUGAGGCGCUGCAGCUCAGCUUCAAGAACAUGUGCAAACUUAAGCCGCUGCUAAACAAGUGGCUGGAGGAGACAGACUCGAACACUGGCAGCCCCACCAAUUUGGACAAGAUUGCGGCGCAGGGCAGGAAACGAAAGAAGAGGACCUCCAUCGAGGUGGGGGUGAAGGGGGCGCUGGAGAAUCAUUUCUUAAAAUGCCCAAAGCCAUCUGCUCAUGAAAUCAGCACUUUAGCCGGCACUCUGCAUUUGGAAAAGGAGGUUGUCCGAGUUUGGUUUUGCAACAGAAGACAAAAAGAGAAACGAAUGACACCGGUGGGGGUCCCGCACCCGAAUAUGGAGGACGUAUAUUCCCAAGCAGAGACCCCUCCUCUACACCGCACACUACAGAGUCCUGUGCAGUGACUGUUUUCAUGAACAUUAUUUCCGCGGUCGGGGUGGGGUGGGAUGGAGGGGGUAGAAGAUGAAAAAUCUGUGUGUGUGUGUGUGUGUGUUGAGGGGGGGGGCUGUGGAGUUUACAGUAUUUAAGUUUUUUUGCCUUUUUGUUUUUUUGGUUGUUUUUUUCUCCACAGACACAGUGAGAAACGUGGAGUUUUCCUUUAGUUUAGAGCUCGGUGUCCGGUUCACUGACGACGAACGAACGAACGAACGAACGAACGAACGGGAAAAGUGUUAAGAAAAGGAGAGGAAAAAAAAGUUUUUGAAAAUGAACAAAAAGAAAAAGAAAGAAAGGAAAAAAACUCUGAAUCCGCAGGCAUUUAAAGAGCAAACAAAGAUGAUUUUCUUUUUUUUUCUUAUAUAUAUCUCCCCCCGUUGACCAAAAUGAUGGUGAUGGUGAGGGGCAGCAGUGGAGAGGGGAGGCUGCGUGGACCACCCGUGUCAGCUCAGGCCAUCUGCGGCCGUGGAGUGAACUUUUGGCGGUCACCACGAAACGACAAUGACCGACACUGGAGCUGAAAAAGCCUGGCAUUCAUGAACUUUUUUUUUUAUUAUUAUUAUUUGUUUGUUUGUUUUUAUACAGACGCAGUGAAAAAGGGCAGAUGUCUGAAUCCUGGUGUUUUAUUCCGUGUGGUGUUUUUUUUUUUUUUUUUUUGUUCUGGAAACUUCUGGAUUUCUCAUCGUCUCUCGUUGUUCUUAUUAAUAUUAUUAUAAUUCAUAUUAUUUGUGUUCUUAUUGCAACAGAUGCUGGCACUUACCAGAGCAGCAGAAGCCUCUGUUUAGUUUUGAAUUUCUAUUGAAAGUUGGUGUUGAAAAAAAAAAAGAAAAGUAUUUAAAUUAUGACACGCGAUUUAAAAAAAAAAACAACUAAAAGAACUCUCACACCUUGAAUUAAAAAUAAUUGAAUUUUUUUUUAUUCUUUGCAGCAGUUUGUCAACAGCAGCAGACGUUCGUCUGUGGAGGUGGAUUAUUUAAACACAUGAGUUUUUCUGCAUGGAGCACUUAUUAUUAUUAUUAUUAUUAUUAUUAUUAUUCAGUUCAUGUUAUUGUUAUAAUUGUGAUUGCAAUUUUCACACGAUGAAACAAAAAAAAAACAGCCAGAGAAAAGGCACAAACACAGUGAAGACCCACAAACAGUUCUAAAAACUCAGGUAACUCCAGUUCCCCGUGUCGGAAAAAUCACGCCUGUGUAGGAACUAUUUUCUCUCCUUUCCUUUUUAGUUUUUGAUUUAGUUUAAUUCCUAAAUGUGUGUGUGGAUGUGUGUGUGAAUGUGUGUGUGAGUGUUUUCGUUCGAGUCCAUCCACACCGCUCUCCUUUGUCCCGCACAGACACUGUAUUAUAAGAAUCCACUGGAAUCGGAGUUGAGAAAAUGAGACGAACGAUGAAGGGACUGACUUUAAGUAUAUUUAUUAUCUUCUUUUUUCUGUCCUGAAAGGAAAUCUUCAAAAACAAAAACAAAAAAAAAAUGUCUCCAGCGUGUCAUGUGUAUCAGUUUCUGCCUUCAGCCUUCAGCAGUGCUACUCAACACAAAUGACGGAUUUUUUUUUCCAAGAAAAAAAUAUUAUUAAUAAUAAAUGAAAUUUAAAAAAAAAAACAAAAAACAGAUUUUAGAGAAAACCCCGUGGCCAGGAUUAUUUCCCAGGUGUAAAUAUGUCCGAUAUGUAAACUUGUAAUUGUUCUGAGAUAUUGUUUUUGUUUCUUUGUUUUUUUUUUUUCUGUUCUUUUUUUGUUUUGUUUCCGGGCAGUUUUGUACACUUACUAAUUCCAAGAAGAUAUUUUAAUAUGAUUUCCUUUAUGAAUCUGACCAUUUAUAUAUAUAUAUAAAUAUAUUUAUUUGUUAAUCGUGUUUGGAGCUUUUCUCUUCUGUUCAGCAGUGGAUCUCAGUCUGUUCUCCUUCAUUUCUUUCUUUGUUUUUUGUUGUUUUUUUUCCCCCACUUCUGUUGUAUGUUGAUUGCUAAAUGUAGACUGCAAAGUCACAUUUGUAUUUAUGUUAUAGUAAUAUUUUAUUACUUGCAUAAAACGUAUAUAUACGAGCAGUGGUCUGGUGUCGUCAUUGGGAGGCAGCGGCUCUGUAGCGUCAGCAGUUAAACAGGAUUCAGAUGGUGGUGAUGGAGGAGACACACACACACACACACACACUCACACACACACCUGGACGUGCACUGAUGGGUUAUGUAACUUGAGAACUCCAGAACCGGAAGUCUUGGUCUUCGUGUGCCGUUCUGACCCCCGGGGGCGUUCCCUGAUAAACUCACAACACACUUCACUUCUCUGUGUGUGUGUAAUCGCAGUCUUAGAUUGUGCAACAGUCGAACCACGUGACUGAGUGGCUGUUGUCAACCCUGUCGUCACACUUACAAAUAUAAAGAUAUAUAUAUUUAUAUUUUUA